AUGGGUCAGCUCAGUCCAAUAGAAACAUCCUGUUAUUUUGGAUCUCUGAAUAUUUUUAGUUUCAUAAAUGAAAGUUUAAAGGAACCAAUAACUGAAAAAUGUCUCAAGUAUGCUGUCAUUAGUAAUAAUACUAAUAUCAUCAAUAAAUGUUUACAGAAGACUCGUAAAUUCGACCAAGUUUCCAUGGAUCAUAUUGUUGGCUCUCAUAAUAAUACUCUCCUUAAAUUUAUUUUGGAUAAAAAUUUAUAUGAUCCAUUAAGAUUUGAUGGUGACUUUGAUGAUGUAAACAAAGCGCGUAACUUGAAAGCAGUUUUUAUGAUGUUCGAAAAGAACAAAAACUCUAUAAUUCCAUGGUUUGCUGAAUGGCCUCAAGCUUUUGAUAUCAUCACCAAAGAAAAUAUUGACUACCUUAGAAUAACUUCCAAACGUCGUAAUCUUCUUCACUUUGCAGCUUCCGGUAAUAAUGCUGAAUUAUGUAAAUUCUUGAUCGAAAAAAUAAGAUUUAAACCUGAUUCAAAAGAUGUUGAUUAUUAUACGCCACUUCACAUGGCUGCAUAUUAUGACUCUAAAGAAGCAGCCGAAAUUCUUGUUAAGCAUGGCCAAGCGUAG
Messenger RNA from Trichomonas vaginalis G3, 609 nucleotides. Its product is annotated as spectrin binding. The record is from RefSeq and is a predicted model, not a curated record. Gene Ontology annotation, molecular function: protein binding. Bases 1 to 609 code for a protein of 202 amino acids. The transcript has a single exon. Lineage: Eukaryota; Parabasalia; Trichomonadida; Trichomonadidae.